AUGGAACAUAAGCAACUGAAGAAGAUGGGCAUCCAGAAGAAGUCUGAGACCGUCAGAGUGGUUAUCAGAUGCAGACCUUUAAGUAAGAAGGAAGUAGCCGAAGGCAGAGAAAAGGUAGUCAACAUGGACUAUGCUAAUGGAGAAGUUCUCGUGCAGAAAUCUGUUGAAGAAGUCCCAAAAAGAUUCACAUUUGAUUGUGUGUAUGAUGAAAAUACUAAGCAAAAAGAUAUUUUUGAUGAGACUGCUUUUCCUAUUAUUGAAAAUAUUCUGGAAGGAUACAAUGGGACUAUAUUUGCAUACGGACAGACUGGUACUGGCAAAACUCAUACAAUGGCAGGAAUUCUUGAUAGUGAUGAACAUAAAGGCAUUACCCCUAGAGCUUUUGAGACCAUUUUCAACUCUAUCAAUAUUGAUGAGACUAAGCAGUAUCUGGUCAGAGCAUCCUAUCUUGAAAUCUACAAAGAGCAAGUGCUUGAUCUACUCAAUAAAGGAGGAGUUCAGAAGCUUGAGUUAAAAGAGAAGCCAGGUUCUGGAGUCUAUGUCAAAGAUCUCUCCACAGCUCUUGUAGAAAACCCAGCAAAGCUUAUGGAGAUCAUGGUCAGAGGUAAUAAGAACAGACAUGUAGGACAAACCAAAAUGAACCAUGAGUCCUCAAGAUCUCAUUCUAUUUUCACAGUCACUAUUGAAUGUGCAGAAGUUGGAGCUGAUGGGAAAGCACAUAUUAAAGUCGGUAAAUUAAAUAUGGUUGAUUUGGCUGGGUCUGAAAAACAAAGUAAGACCCAAGCCGAAGGAGUCAGACUUGAAGAAGCUAUCAAAAUCAAUUUAUCUCUGACAACCUUGUGUCAUGUAAUCUCCUCUCUGGUUGAUGGAAAGAGUAAUUAUGUUCCUUACAGAGAUUCCAAACUGACCCGUCUAUUGCAAGAUUCUCUUGGAGGAAAUACAAAGACUGUCAUGGUCGCUAAUAUUGGCCCAGCAGACUAUAACAUGGAUGAAACCUUGUCUACUCUAAGAUAUGCAUCAAGAGCCAAGCAUAUCCAAAAUAAGCCUCGGAUCAACGAGGAUCCUAAGGAUGCAAUGCUGAGAGAAUUCCAAGAAGAAAUCCAAAGACUUCGUCAACAGCUUGAAAUGGCUGGAGGAGCUAAAUUCAACCCAGACGGUACUCCAGCUCCUGGAGGGGUCGUAGAGGUCGAAAAGGUAGUCUACGAAGCUGACAAAAAGCAAAUGAAAAAACUUGAGAAGAAAAUCGAAAAAGAAAAAGCUCUCAUCAAAGCUAAAGCAGAAGAGGAGAGAAAGAAUAUUAUAGAGCAAAAGAAUAUUGCUGAGGAAGAAAGACAGCAACUUCUCGACGACCUUAAGAAGAAAGAACAGGAUCAGGAGAAGUCCAAGACAAAACAGCAGAAACUUCUGAAGCGUCUCAAAAAUAUGGAGGAGAAAGUUCUUAUCGGAAAUGAAGUCAUGAACAAAGCUAUGAAGCAAGAAAUAGAACUUCAAAAGACCAGAGCUGAUGUUGAGGAGAAGAGAAGAGAACAGCUCAGAAUCCAACAGGAACUCCAAGAAGCUGAAGACAAGAAGAUCAAUCUUCAGAAAGAAUAUAAGAAUCAAUCAGAAGAACUUGUAGGCAAGAAAGAGGAAUACCAGAAAAUAUGGACCAAGUACCGAGGUGCCUUAGAUGAGAAGAACGACCUUGAAAUUGAUAUCCAAAGGGAGAGAGAAAGCCUAAUGAUGCGUAUAAGAGAACUCACUAACGAUAUCAGGCUGAAACACCUCAUAAUCGAUAAUUACAUGCCAGCCUCAGAAUAUGUUAAAAUCGAACGGAGAGCUGAAUGGAACGAGGAGGUCAAAGAGUGGCAGAUCCCAAACCUUGAGUAUACAGGAAAUAAUAUUAAAAAGAAUAAGAAAGCUAAGAAGGAAGGAAAGAAGAUCGAAGAACUGGAAUCUAAUUUCUUAUACGAACACAUUCUCAACUUUGAAGAUGAUUCUGAGGAAGAAGAUUACAAAGAAGCUGCUUCCCAAAGAGUUAAGAGCAUGAUCAGCAACAUUCUUGUAGAAGAGGGAGAAGAAGAAGAGUUAGUUCCAACAGUCACAGAACAACAGCAAGCGAUUUAUUAUAAAUAUACUGAAAAUGGAGCUGAAAGAGAAGAUCCUGAGAAAUCAAAGAAAAAGAAGGAUAAGAAAAAGAAAGGUCUCCAGAGUGGUAAAAGACCUAUUACUGCUAAGAAGAUGAAGAAAGGAGAUAUUGUCUCUAUGGUCGAGACAAUGACAAAUGCCCAAAGUGUCAAUAAGAUCGAGAGCAAGAAGGGAACUAAGCAGAAACAUUUCCCAAAGGCAAAGGGACUUGGUUCAUAA
Moneuplotes crassus is the source of this 2346-nucleotide messenger RNA. Lineage: Eukaryota; Ciliophora; Spirotrichea; Euplotida; Euplotidae. The record is from the annotation of a GenBank genome assembly.